Molecule: messenger RNA, 696 nt
Organism: Angiostrongylus costaricensis
Lineage: Eukaryota; Metazoa; Nematoda; Chromadorea; Rhabditida; Metastrongylidae
Source: the annotation of a GenBank genome assembly
AUGAAACUACUUGUGUCCAUUUCGCUUUCUGUAUCCCAAAAUGCUUCUAUUAUGAUAUUUCAGUGUGUCGACCGAGUACUGAGCGCUGCUGUCGGUGAGCUGAAUGCAUUCGCAGUGAUUCGCCCACCAGGCCAUCAUGCUGGCAUAUCCGAGCCCAGUGGUUUUUGCAUUUUCAACAACGUAGCCGUCGCGACGAAGGUGAGUUGUUUCUUCAGUUACAGUUUCUGUUCAGCGUUGUACAAUUUGUUUCCGAGUCAGAUUUCAAAACACAUGUUUCUUCGAGAGGACAACAGAGUGCUAUACAUGUCGGUCCAUCGUCAUGACAAUGGGCUUUUUUACCCAGUGGGCGAUACAAAGGACUAUGUAAAUGUUGGGAAAGGAAAAGGAAAAGGUUAUUCAUUUAACCUACCGUGGAAUCACGGCAGAAUCGAUGACGAAGCUUAUCGUGCUGCAUUCGGAAAAGUGAUUAUGCCAAUUGCUUAUGAAUUCAAUCCUGAGUUGGUGUUCAUCUCGGCCGGCUUCGAUGCUGCUACUGGUGACCCCCUAGGUGAAUGCAUGGUUAAUCCUGAUACGUUUGCUCUAAUGACCUAUCAAUUGACGGCGCUGGCCGGUGGCCGAGUUGUUGUUGUGCUGGAAGGAGGUUGGUUUCGUGAUUACUACUCCACUACACCGUUUCUAUCUUUAUUCAUUGUCUAG